AUUCAACUUUCUGUGAUAAUAAAAAGUGAACCAGAUUACACUAAAUUCACUCAGAAUGGAUCACCUGUAGCUUCACCACUGGGAUCCCAAGGCGGUUCAGCAGACAAUGGCUUAGACAAGCUCGGUGGUGAUGGAAAAGUAGGGGAUUACCAGGGCCCAGGUGGAAAAUCAGGUAGACUGCAGUCAGGAAUUUAUCAAGAUCAUGAUACAGGGAAUUUCAAGCCUUCUUCUGAUCCCAUUUCACCACCAUCUCAACCUGCAUAUUCAUCAAAUCAAAUGAAAAUUAUCUCUGUUCUUGUCUCAAUUGCUGGAAUUUUCUAUUUCGCCUCCCCCAAGUCCCCGGAACCAAAUAACCGAAUUGUAGAAGGUGAAAGCUUGGUGGCUAUUCCUCCAAAGCAUGAAGUUUUGGCGAUUAGUCCUUCCGGACGAGGAUGGAGUGAUGACUACCGGACCCUGGGAGAGAACUAUCCUGAAAGUGUCUUCUGUGUAAAUCAAAAAUUGUCAAACGACAGUGGAACUAAGAAGAGAAUGGGCCGGGAAGGCAAUUACGAUAUAUCUGCUCCUUUCAGUACAACUAUGAUUUCCACGACGAACACCAGUUCUAAUUAUCCUAGUAAUAUUAUUACUGGACCUCGUUUCAUUGGAUCCUAUCAGAAUAUCCCGGCUUCCCCAAAGAUGGCACCAGCAUGCAAAGCAAAUUUGAAUAAACCCCUCAUGGUAUCCACCAUUCGUCCUGCAGAACACAUCAACCUUGAAUUAACCAACCGUAAACCGACCGCCAUCUUGGCUCCAGAUGGUCGGCUAAUUCCAAUCGAAAACACCGAAUUUUACGGAUUUUCUGAAACAUAUCAAACACUUGAUCCCUCUACUUUCUCAAAAAGUACCAAGAAGACUAAAGAGAGCUCUCGACCUUCCGAAUCCACAAAUGUCACUUUCAACCUUGAAAUGAUUCCAAUGUCCCAGUCUAGCGACAACAGGGAAAAUUGUGGUUUCAGUCGACUUCUCAAAAAUGACAUCAUAAGUGACAAAGGAGAGGAUAAUGAACGCGAGGAGCAAAAUAAGUCGAUCGAUGACGGCAGGCACGAGCUUUUAGUGUAUGGGAAGUCUGGUAAUCACUCAAGUUUUGUGUAG
Rodentolepis nana is the source of this 1131-nucleotide messenger RNA. The record is from the annotation of a GenBank genome assembly. NCBI's taxonomy places the organism in Eukaryota, Metazoa, Platyhelminthes, Cestoda, Cyclophyllidea, Hymenolepididae.